UUGAAUGAGCUCUAUGUUCUAAUCCAGGAGUUGCAAGAUAUGGGUUUAAAAAUAAGCAAGAGUUCAAUUCUCUUGAUGCUUGAAGCAUUUGCUCGAGAAGGUAACAUAUUUGAGGUAAAGAAGAUAUACCAUGGAAUGAAGGCUGCAGGUUAUUUUCCUAACAUGGAUUGUUUCAGGAUUAUGAUCAAGUUAUUGUGCAGGGGAAAACGAGUAAAGGAUGUUGAAGCAAUGGUUUAUGAGAUGGAAGAGGCAGGGUUCAAGCCUGAUCUUUCAAUAUGGAAUUCCAUGCUUAAGUUAUAUGCAGGAAUUAAGGAUUUCAAAAAGACAGUUAAAGUAUACCAGCGGAUUCAAGAAGCUGUACUUCAACCUGAUGACGAUACUUACAAUACUUUAAUUAUAAUGUACUGCAGAGAUUGUCGACCAGAAGAAGGUUUAUCAUUGAUGCAGGAAAUGAGAAGGCAGGGCCUAGAACCUAAGUUGGACACUUACAAAAGCUUAAUUUCGGCAUUUGGUAAGCAGAAGCUGUUGGAUCAAGCUGAGGAACUUUUUGAAGAGUUAAGGUCAAAUGGAUGUAAACUGGAUCGGUCCUUCUAUCAUACAAUGAUGAAAAUGUUUAGAAAUUCAGGAAACCAUGCCAAAGCUGAAAUGUUGUUCACCAUGAUGAAAGAGGCAGGAAUAGAACCCAACUUUGCCACAAUGCACUUGCUUAUGGUUUCUUAUGGCAGCUCUGGACAGCCUCAGGAAGCUGAAAAGGUGCUUGACAAUUUGAAAGUAACUGGCUUAGAUCUUGAUACGUUACCAUAUAGUUCAGUUAUUGGUGCUUAUCUGAAGAAUGGAGAUUAUAACAUUGGAAUUCAAAAGCUCAAUGAGAUGAAGGAAGUAGGCCUGGAGCCAGAUCAUAGAAUAUGGACUUGCUUUAUACGGGCUGCAAGUUUAUCC
This is a messenger RNA of Prunus mume (Japanese apricot), 939 nucleotides long. The record is from RefSeq and is a predicted model, not a curated record. Lineage: Eukaryota; Viridiplantae; Streptophyta; Magnoliopsida; Rosales; Rosaceae.